Messenger RNA from Lotus japonicus, 1133 nucleotides. RefSeq names its product S-formylglutathione hydrolase. Gene Ontology annotation, molecular function: S-formylglutathione hydrolase activity. Gene Ontology annotation, biological process: formaldehyde catabolic process. Gene Ontology annotation, cellular component: cytosol. The transcript has 7 exons. Lineage: Eukaryota; Viridiplantae; Streptophyta; Magnoliopsida; Fabales; Fabaceae. The coding region runs from base 73 to 939 and encodes 288 amino acids. The record is from RefSeq and is a predicted model, not a curated record.
GCAAAGUACACCAAACCACUGCCACACAUAUCACAACACACAGCGAGAGUGAGAGUGAGAGUGAGAGUGAAGAUGGAAGACACGAAACCCGUUGAGAUCAGCAGCUCAAAGAUGUUCGGUGGUUACAACAAGAGAUUCAAACAUUUCAGCCCCACUCUCGGUUGCUCCAUGAACUUCCACAUCUACUUCCCUCCUUCUCCAUCAUCAUCUUCUUCUCACAAAUUCCCUGUGCUUUACUGGCUCUCCGGUCUCACUUGCACUGACGAGAAUUUCAUUUUCAAAUCGGGUGCUCAACGUGCUGCUUCCAACGAAGGUGUUGCUUUGGUUACCCCUGAUACCUCUCCGAGAGGCUUGAAUGUGGAAGGAGAAGCGGACAGCUGGGACUUUGGUGUAGGUGCAGGAUUUUAUCUCAAUGCUACACAAGAGAAAUGGAAGAAUUGGCGCAUGUAUGACUAUGUUGUCAAGGAAUUGCCAAAGCUUCUAAGUGAUAACUUUCCAGAGCUUGAAACAUCAAAAGCUUCUAUAUUUGGCCAUUCUAUGGGCGGGCAUGGUGCUUUAACAAUCUACCUGAAAAAUCUGGAUAAAUAUAAGUCAGUUUCUGCCUUCGCACCAGUUGCAAAUCCUAUAAAUUGUCCUUGGGGACUGAAGGCAUUCACAAACUAUCUGGGUGGCAAUAAAUCAGAUUGGGAGGAUUACGAUGCCACUUGUUUGGUAACAAAGUUUCCCAAUGUAUCUGCCAGCAUUUUGAUUGAUCAGGGGGAAGAUGACAAAUUUUUGCAAGACCAACUGCUCCCUCACAAGUUUGAAGAGGCAUGCAGGAAUGCCAAUGUUCCACUGCUGUUACGUCUUCAACCUGGUUAUGAUCACUCUUAUAAUUUUAUUGCCACCUUCAUAGAUGAUCACAUCCGACAUCAUGCUCAAGCUCUUAGGCUUAUUUAAAUUGUGUUCACUCUGAUGAGCUAGAACUAUCUUGAAUACUAAUAAGCUGUUUGCCGGUGUUGUAAUACCUUGGUAUUUGACUAUGGGUUGGAACUUGUUUCUUCAUGUAAUCAUGCCAGUUCGAAACUAAUCCAUGUCUAAGGAAUGUAUAAUUAUUUAAUAUAAUUUGUUGAAUAUAUUAUAACUAUAAUAAA